UUUGAGAGUAUGCUUAUAAACUUGGGCCAAAGUCAUUUUUGUAGUAACAUUUGAGGAGAGAGAGAAGAGUGUAGAGGGGGGAGAGAGAGAGAGGGGUCAUUUCCACCUUCUUCGCCCGUUUUCUGAAACUCGUCGACGGAGAAGAGGAGAGAUAGUUUGUUCGGAGAAUUCUCAGAUCUCAGACCAAAUUACUGGCUAUACAACAAUUCAACUUUCGCCGGUGAAACUACAACGCUCAAUUUGUACCAACACAGAGAUGUUGCCCACAGCUUCCAGAGGGCGCUCCUCGUCCUCUACAUCUCGAACUAAUCCCAUGUAUCUACAGUACCUUCGUCGAAUUGUCAAGUGGCAACAAAUGGACAUCGAAUAUACAUUCUGGCAAAUGCUUCAUCUCUGCACGUCACCAAAAGUUGUCUAUCAGCAUACCAAGUAUCACAAGCAAACUAAGAAUCAGUGGGCUCGUGAUGAUCCUGCUUUUGUUGUGAUCUGCAGUCUUCUUUUGGCUGUUGCAACCCUGGCUUACUGUGCUGCAUAUGAUCAUAGUGCUGCACAUGCCUCUUUUGUAGUUAUUUCUGUACUGAUCUUCCAUUUGCUAAUAACUGGAGCGAUUUUGGCAACUUGUUGUUGGUUACUAACCAAUGCUUACCUUCGAGAAGAGACACCAGGCAGUCAUGUAGUUGAGCAACGGGUUGAAUGGCUCUACGCAUUUGAUGUGCACUGCAAUUCUUUCUUCCCAAUGUUUGUUUUGCUUUACGUGAUCCAUUACUUUAUCUCACCGCUUCUGGUAGCCCAUGGCUUCAUUCCAUUAUUGCUAUCAAAUUUGCUUUUCAUGAUUGGCGCUUCGUAUUACCAUUAUGUCAAUUUUUUAGGUUAUGACGUACUGCCAUUUUUGGAGAAAACUACAUUCUUCCUUUACCCAAUUGGUGUGGUCUUUGUCCUUACUCCAAUCUUUAUACUGAUCGGCUUCAACCCUUCAAGAUAUUUCAUGAACAUGUACUUUAGUCAGAACUUAUAAUCUCUCGACGUACGUAUUCGACUCCAGCUUGCUUAUCUUGAGGCAGGACGAUUGAUAGAUCAAAAGAGAUUUCAUCCACACAAAGUUACUAAUGACUGCAUUUAUUUUCACUUGCAUCUUGAAAGAAAACGAGGAAUGUCCGUUCGGGUCGUUAAAGCCUCAGUGGCUAAUUUUUCCGGCCUUUGAACGGAGAUACCAUCAGGAAUGGUAGGGUAGGAUGUUGGUAUCUUGUGCGUCACGGCUGCAAGUGAGGUGAUGCGGCUGAAUUUUUGAUGAAAUAGAUCUGUUUGAAUGUAAUGAUUUUUACAAUAUACAUUUUGUUUCUGCAGUUUAAAUAUAUAUAUACUUCGAAAAAGAAAUUUAAUUCCA
Cucumis melo (muskmelon) is the source of this 1384-nucleotide messenger RNA. RefSeq lists its product as uncharacterized. Gene Ontology annotation, cellular component: Golgi membrane. Bases 257 to 1015 code for a protein of 252 amino acids. NCBI's taxonomy places the organism in Eukaryota, Viridiplantae, Streptophyta, Magnoliopsida, Cucurbitales, Cucurbitaceae. The record is from RefSeq and is a predicted model, not a curated record. The transcript has 10 exons.